AUGGCAAUACAAACAAAUUCAACAAAAAAUCCCUCAGAACGAAUACUUUAUGAUAUAGAUGUAGUCGCUGUUUGGAAACCAGAAGAUGAAUUAGGAGACCAAGAAGCUAAUUCCCAAGUUAAAUUACACACCAACCCGAAUGAUCCUUCUUAUUCCCAGAUACCGAGGAGUAUGUUUAAACAAGUUACGCAUCGCCUUGUUCGUAGUCUAGAAAAACUUGCAAUUUCUACUACAGUACCACGUGCGCUUAUCCAGGCACGUCCAAAAGUAACUUCUGAGAUAAUUAUGCAGCUAUCACCUAAUGGUUUAUAUCUAGCCGUGUCGAGUGAUCACAAAAUAGAAAUACGAACAAGUAAAAGUGGAUUCGAAACGAAUCAUUCGAUUUUUAUUUCUAGGAGAGAUACUUUUCCAAAGUGGAGACGAUUGUCAUGGAGUCCGGAUUCUAAAAUUUUAGCAGUUGCAAGAAGCGAUGGAACAAUUGAAAUCAUUGAUGAAAAUGGGGGAUUGGUUUGUAUCAUAUUAUCUAGCACCAACAUUAACUCUGAUGGUGAGAAAGAUGCACAGGGUGGAUCAAGUUUUUUCCUCGAGCCGGUAGCAUUUUUAUAUUUUGUUGAUCCGAAACGCGGUUUAAAUAGCACAUCUUUAUUUGACGGAUAUUCGUACCAGUAUGAAUUAUUAGUAGUCACCUUUGAUGGUAUUUUACGUAGCUAUUUAAUUAAUACGGUAGAAUCAGCAUUUACAGACAUCAAAGAAGCUUCGCGUCAUACAAGAUCCAAUAUGACUUAUUCACGUGAAGGACCUUCCGACCCUGGUUAUUUUGCCUUUUAUCAUAAAUUUUCAUUUAAGCAAUGGUUAUCUACUAUUACGUGUGGUGCCGUUGUAACUUGGAAUGGAUUAGUAUUAUGCCUUGGUGGUAAAUCAAGUUUUGAGAAUAAAGAUGAUUCAACAUCACCUUCUGUUACAUGCUGGAUGUUAUUGCCGGAAAGACCAUUUUAUCGAAAACUUGAAUUGGAAGGUUCAGAUGACGGUUCCAUAGAUGAUGUAUUACAUUUAGACCAGGGAACGGUCGAUGAUUCUGGGUUCUUUUAUCGUUUAAUAAAUAUUUUUUCAACCUGGCGUAAUACCAACAAACUUUUCACUGACGAAAUUAUUCUCAAUACGGUGUUGUCUCCUAAUCAACAGAAUUUAUUAACUUUAGACUUUUCUGGUACAGUAAAAUUAUGGAACUUAUCUUUAAACAAAGGGCUUGAGUUAAAUAAAUCUUGGGAUCAACCUGAACUUAAUUAUUUUGCUAGGGGUAAAGAGUUUAAGGAUUUGUCGUUAGAAGUGUUUAUUGACAAAAUUUUGGAAAUCGAGAGUGAGGGUGGUAUAAUUGCUGGUAUUCCCGGAUUUGAUAAUGGAAAAGUUGUAUCAAUUGGUUGGUGGUCAGAUAAUGCCAUCAUUUUAGGUUACCAAUAUGGUUCAAUGAUUAUUGCCUGUCUUCCAGAAAUGAUCAACAUAUUGGGUGAAUCUCCGGAAUCUUUUAAAUCUUGUCGUGAGAUUACUAGUCAAUGUAGUGAUCGUUUUCUUGUCAUUGAACAUGAAGUCAAAGCUGUUAAAGCUCGAAUGAUUAAUGAUGGGUUUGUUCGAUAUUCAAGGGAACAGGAAGAAGGCGAUAUGGAAGAUGAUGAAUCUGAUGAAUCUGAAUCUCAAUUAAGCAGAUUAAUAAGUGUUUUAGCGAAUUAUUUACAUCAUGUGACUGAUACUCUCUUGUGGCAUUUUGAAAAUGAUCCUUCAGAAUCUCGUGGGAAAAUCAUAACAGUCUCUAGAAAGACGUAUUGUCUUAACCGUAUCUCCAAAAUUUUGCCUCAAGAAUUAUUAAAUCGUAAGAUAAACGCGUUAGAUUACGAUGAUGCAUUGGUGAUAGCUGAAACUUAUGAUCUGGAUACAGAUAUUAUAUACCAGGCCCGAUGGAAAGAUGCCGAAGUUUCUGAAGCUGCAAUUCAUGAUUACCUUGAUAAAAUCCGCGAUAGAGAAUGGGUACUUUCUGCUUGCAUACAUACGUUCAGUAAUACCCCUGAUUUGCUAAGACUCUUAUUGAAUUAUGGUUUGAAAGGCACAGAUAUUUUGGUAGAAAUUUUAAAUAAUGGAACUUCGUAUAAUAAGGAUGAAAUAAUUAAAACAUUGCGUGAACGUCCAUUCGAAGUAAACUCCAAGAUGGAAGAUUUUCUGGGAAAUUUACAAAUAUCUGAAAAAGAUGUCAUUAUAUGUCAAUAUAGACAUUAUUUUCUAAAAUAUUUGGACCGUUUACGCACAUAUGAGAAUAUUAUCGAAGAGAAAACAAAACAUGAUAUUGAAAAUAGAACCAUGAAGGAUUUUGCAGAAGAAAAUGACGGUUGGAUUACUUUUGUUGAUUAUACCUCAACGUUUGCUGAAGAUUACGCCGUAUUUCGUGAUUUGAACAUUGCGGCUCUAGCUAUGGAUUAUGCAACUGAAGAAUUUUUCAAGGGUUUAAACAUUCUAUUUACCCGUCACGGACCUGAAACUUUACCUUAUCGCUUCACAAUCCUUGAGCAGAUUCCGGAAACAGCUGAUCCUGAUGAAUAUGAAUCCUUCUUACCUAGCGUUACUUCAAAUAGUAAUAAUGGUGAUCUUGUUGAAUGUUCGUGGAAUGAGCAACCUUGGAGAGAUAUAGAUUGGGUCGAUAACCCAAUAUUGAAAAGGCGAAUUUUACCCGAAUUAGAUUUAUCAAAAGAAUCAGAUGUUGGAGGGAUAAGAUUAAAACCAGUCGAAUAUCCGGCCCGAUCAACUCUAAUUACAAAUUGGUAUAUUGAUCGUGCUCAUAGAAUUGAUAGUGUUUCGGGGCAAGUUGAUAAAGCUCUCAUACUUGUUCGUCACGGAAUCAAAAAAAAAGUAGUGAAUCUGGAGACAUUGGAAGAAAACCUAGAUAUGUUGGCUAAGCUCGUUUACGAUUGCUAUCCAGAUUUAGAAUCAGUUAGUAAAAGUAUGUCAUUGAAAGAAUUUGAAGCGUUGACUGAAGCCGAAAUUGUUCAAGUUUUUCUUCAACAUACUAACGAAAAACGGAUUGUUAAUGACAUUAAAAAUUUCAUCAUCCCCUUUUUAAGACUGUUACCUGCUCGCCGUGCUCGAUUAAAUCACAUUCUUAAAGACGAUUCCAAUGAUAAAGUAUCAAUUUCGAAUCCAGAAAGCGAACCGAUGAGCCUGCUCUAUAAUUAUAUUUUGAAUAUUUCAUUAUCCAAUUUAGAAUUAAGUUGUACCAUUUUUGAAGCAUCUAAACCGGUUUUUAAUAUAGAAGAACGAAUUAUCACUUCUGAUGAAGAUCUUGCUAGGGUAGCUCUUGCAUGUCUUUACGGAAAUUCUAGCACUAAUAAUUGGGAAGUUAUGACUCGUAUUUAUGAAUGUCUCCCAAUAUUUGAUGUGGAAGGAAAUCGAACUAGUUUAGAAGUUAAUUCACUUCAAAGUUACACCCCAUAUGAACUUUUCCCAUUGUUCAAGUCAAAAAAUGAAUGUCAACUUCAAAGCUUUAUUGAUUCUCUUGAAAUUCACUUAAACGCAGCGGAGGUACUUGCACAAUAUGGUAAUGCUGUACCAUUAUGCUGGUUUUUACAAAGUUCGGAAAAUUAUGCUUUACAAAAACAAUUAUGCAUCCAAUUAGCACGGAAAGCUGGUGGUGGUCCUGAAAGUGGUGGGGAAAAGUUUGAAAGUGAAGAUGAAUGGAUUUUGUUAUUAGAAAAAAUUCUUAAGCUUCAAGGCAAUGGAAAAGGUGUUUUUGGAAAGAUCUCUACCGAGGAAAUAUAUAAAAUUUUCAUUUCUUCAUUGUUGAGCUGUGGCAAAUUUAAUUUGGCCCGUGAAAUCAUUUUGCCUACCGACCAACCACAACCUUUAGACAUGGACAUUUCAGAGAAACUAGUAAUUGAUGCGUCGAGAGAAUUCUUUGACAACGCCCCUUCGGGAAACAUGUAUCAUGGAUAUAUGAAGAUGGCAUAUGAAUGGUAUGACAUAACUUUUCAAACCGAUGGGAUGCCUUUAAACAUUCGAGCCGAAGUCGAGUUCAUUGAAGCGACACAUAAGCUUACGGAGCAAAAAGUUUAUCAUCAGCCCGGAAUUCCGAUACAUCCUAUGCAAAUUCGACUUGCAUCGAAUAAAUUAGAUUUGAUUGCUCGUUUAUUGAGUACAAAUGAAGAAGUUUAUUAUGACUAUAAAACCAUUAUAGAACUUGCAAAGAAAUUAGGUUAUAGAAAUGAUAAAGUAGCGGAAGUCAAAGUUAUGGCCAUGCUUGCCGAUACUGCAAUACGUGAUUCUAAUCUCAGUUUUGCAUAUGAUAUGUGUAUUGACAUCAUGAAAAUAAUCAAGUCGAUUUCGAAUGUGAAAACCGAUGAAAAAAAAGAGGUCAUAUUAAAAUCUUCAAAGGAUGUUGCUUGGAGGAUUUGUUAUGAAGUUGCCAAACAAGAAACAUUUCAAAAUUUAGAAAAGAAAAUGACCCUUAUGGGAUACGCUCUUGCAUUAUGUCCUAGCGAUCAAGCGGUUGAUAUUUUGAAUGUUUGGCGAAAGAUAGAUGAAGAAUAUAGAGCAGAAUUAAUUCAAAAGGCCGGUGAGAAAUCCAUGGAAAAACCUAAAUCAGCAAAGAUCAAGCCAGUGGUUGAACGUGUUGAAUCAAGCUUAUUAACACCUUUACUGCAAGGAGAUCGAAUCAAGAAAAUCUUCAUCAAAACCCCGGACAGUCCAUUAUAUAUAGGAAAAGUGGCGAGUGUUAGCUGGUCUAGCGAUACGUCUUUAGAAGGAACUGGCGAAUUACGCCUUAUGUUUAAUGCAUCCGUAAAUAUUUUAGUAGAUGCUAAUAUGGACUUAAAACCGUUAUUUUAUAAUUGGAUAGUCACGAGUCCGCCUGGAACUUUUUACUGGGGUUUAUUUUCUACCCAGAGGGCCGCUUUUUCUCGUGAAUUUAACAUUGUCAAUGCACCCGAUGGAAGUAGUCCCACUACUGUUGCAAAAGCAAUAACGUCGUCACCAGCGGCAACAACGAUACUGGCAACCCAAACUGUUGUAAAAAUUGAUGGUUCAUCAUUAAGUAAGGGAGUCAUUAUAGGUGCUGUUAGUGUCGUCGGAAUCAUAGGCCUUGCAGGUCUUUCUGUCUAUGCAUUUUUGCGUUUCAGAAAAACUAAAUAUAUUCCAACACCUGCACUGAUUUCAGACAAGGAAAUUGUUGGGUAA
Molecule: messenger RNA, 5211 nt
Organism: Funneliformis caledonium
Lineage: Eukaryota; Fungi; Glomeromycota; Glomeromycetes; Glomerales; Glomeraceae
Source: the annotation of a GenBank genome assembly